Molecule: messenger RNA, 3882 nt
Organism: Zophobas morio
Lineage: Eukaryota; Metazoa; Arthropoda; Insecta; Coleoptera; Tenebrionidae
Exons: 3
Coding region: 1-3882 (1293 amino acids)
Biological process (GO): DNA integration
Molecular function (GO): nucleic acid binding
Source: RefSeq, a predicted model, not a curated record
AUGAAUGUCAAUCUCGAGUCCAAGGUGGAUACCUCCGAAACUAGUACUUCUCCCUCUGUAGAGGAAAGAAAAUCUCCCGUUGUGUUUUCGUGCAAGACCUCAGCGGAGCGCAACACUGUUUUACUAGCGACUGUGACAGCCCAGAUCCAAGACUGUAAUGGAGAUUAUCACAAGAUAAGAGCUGUGGUUGAUCCCGGCUCUCAAGUAUCAGUGACGGCGCAACAUUUGGGAUUAAAAAGAAGCAGAUCUCCCAUUGAAGUUACUGGCAUCGCCAGUUUUCCUGUCCGAACUCAAGGUCUCAUUCGUACCACUCUACGCUCUAGAACUCGUGCUGAUGUCGUAAACGUUCACGCUGUUGUACUUUCGGAUAUUCCUAAUAAAUUUCCUAGUCAGACGUUACCUUCUCACAUUAAGGAUCAGUUCAGUCAUCUAACGUUAGCUGAUGAAAACUUCCAUCAAGCUGCUCGAGUUGAAUUCUUAAUUGGAGCAGAUCUAUAUCCUCACAUUUUAUGUAAUACGCAGCCUAAUGUUAUUCAAGGACAACCCUCUGCCAUUGACACAAUCUUUGGAUGGAUAAUUAUAGGCUCGAUUUCAUCUUCAACAAAUUCCCCCUUGUGUUCUCUUCUCACAUGCACCGAUUCUCUUGAUGAUACCGUUCGUAAGUUUUGGGAAACUGAGACUCUCGCUGAUAACCUUUCAGUCUCCAAUCCUGAAGAUGACUUUUGUCAAGCUCAUUUCAAGGACACGCACUAUCGCGAUCGUUCAGGCAGAUAUGUGGUAUCAAUGCCAGUCCGUGAGCAGCGCUCGCCGCUUCUCAGCAACCGAGAGACAACUCUGAACACUUAUCUCAAAAUGGAAGCUCGAAUGUCUCGGCGUCCCCAACUCAACGCUGCUUAUAUUACUUUUCUCCAAGAAUACCGCGAUCUCGGACAUAUGCAACUAGCCGCACAACCUUCCAUGUACGUAAUGCCUCAUCAUUGUGUUCAAAAGGAAACUAGUUCAACUACCAAAGUGCGAGUUGUGUUUAACGGAUCCUCCCCUGACUUAAACGGGACAACGCUUAAUCAGCAACUUCUGCCCGGUCCUAAGCUACAAAUGGAUUUGAGCCACAUUCUCAUGAAUUUUCGCCUUCAUGCUAUAGCAGUCACAGCGGAUAUUCAACAGAUGUAUAGACAGAUUUGGUUGAAUCCAAAGCAACGUUAUCUCCAGUACAUAUUCUGGAGGCCAGAUCCCGCUUCUAAUGUGCAGGAGUAUGAGUUAAAAACAGUGACAUAUGGUUUAGCACCAUCAGCAUAUUUUGCUCAACGUGUCCUUCUCCAGCUCGUCGAGGACGAAGGGCAUGAGUUCCCAUUGGCAGUACAAGCUAUCACAGAAAGCACCUAUGUGGACGAUAUUGCGCAUGGUGUCUCUACAGUUGAGGAAGCGAAGUCGCUACAGUUACAACUCGCAAACCUACUCAAUCGUGGCGGUUUCCAGCUGAGAAAAUGGGUUAGUAAUGAUCCAAUUGCUCUAGAUCAUGUUCCAGGACAGCAUCGUGAAUCUCCGUUGAAUUUCUCAAGUGACGAUCCUUCUAUUAAGAUUCUUGGAUUACGGUGGGAUCCUCGGUCUGAUACUUUCACCUAUUAUGUACAAGAAUUUGAUUCUCAAGUUACCAAGCGCACUGUUCUUUCUUAUAUCGCUCGAAUCUUUGAUCCCAUGGGGUGGUUAUCUCAAAUUGUAUUUUGGGCUAAGCAUUUUCUGCAACAGAUAUGGAUCUCUAAAGUGGGCUAUGAUGAUAUCCUGCCGCCUUUCCUAUCGGAGGCUUGGGGAAGUUUGCCACGUUUGCUCUUGGUGGGAUUCUCGGACGCUUCCUCUAAAGGAUACUCCGCUUGCAUCUAUUUACAUGCGUAUGAUUCCAGUAGCACUUGUAGCAAUUAUCUUUUGAAGGCCAAGAACAAAGUGGCACCCCUCAAGACAUUGACUAUUCCUCGAUUGGUACUCUGUGGAGCGUUGUUAUUAUCUAGACUACUUCGUGAUGUGAUUAAAUCUCUUAAAGCCGUAAGAUUUGAAAAUGUUCAUCUCUAUACCGAUUCUCAGAUUGUCCUUGCAUGGCUCCACACCUCUCCUCAUCUUCUCAAAACCUACGUGGCCAAUCGUGUAGUUCGCAUAUUAGAGCUUACAUCUCUUCACCAAUGGGCACACACAGUGUCGAAUCAAAAUUCAGCCGACUUUGCGUCUCGAGGAUUAUUUCCCGAAGAGAUCAUGGAUUGUCAUUCCUGGUGGAAUGGACCAGAUUUUAUGCAGAAUCCGCCGUCCAAGUGGCCCGUAAGAGACGAUAAUUAUGUCGCACCCGAAGAGCUCCCUGAGCGUAAAAACGAUCCUAUAGUUUUGCGCAUCCAAGCCGACCCAGAAAAUCCUCUGUAUGAAGUUGUGUCACGAUUUUCUUCAUUUAGUAGACUACAACGCGCUUUCGCAUUUAUUCGCCGAUGGCUACUCCGAAUAAGAUGUCCCGAGAUGAAGGGACCACUCUCAAGCGAAGAGAUGCGAUACUCGACCUUAUCGCUUGUGCGUCUCACACAGCAAACCCAUUUUCCUCUGCUUAUAGAAGAGUUGCGUUCCAAAGGUCACACCACAACUCCAUUAAGGAAGCUGUUCCCAUUCUUGGAUGCAAUGGGUAUAGUUAGGGUGGGCGGACGGCUACGACACUCCGCCCUUCCCCUAGAUGCGAAACACCCUCUGCUUUUACCUCAGAAAGCUCAUCUCUCGGCGUUAAUUUGCGACUACUAUCAUCUGUACGCUUGCCACGCUGGACCUAGAAGCGUGCAGACGCUUAUACAGCAGAAGUUCUGGAUAAUAUCGAUUCGAUCCCUCCUACGGCAGCGCAUUUUUCGCUGCAUUCGCUGUUUUAAGUUUAAAUCGAAACCUGUAUUUCCCUUCAUGGCUGAUCUACCACCAGCUCGAGUUCAACCUAGCAAACCGUUUUCCUCUGUUGGCAUUGACUUUGCCGGACCCUUCACGGUCAGGGAAAGUCGUCGACGUAAGGCCCACACAUACAAAGGGUAUCUCUGUUUAUUCAUAUGUAUGUCUACGAAAGCGGUCCAUUUAGAAAUGGUCUCGGAACUCUCCACGAAAGCCUUCUUAGCCUCGUUCAACAGAUUCACCGCACGCCGUGGUCUACCCUCUGACAUAUACUCUGAUUGCGGACGUAACUUUCUCGGCGCCGCUCGCCACCUGAGGGAGGUGAGUCAGUUUCUACGUUCGCACUCCUCUGAGAUAACGAGUUCCUUAACUUCUUUGGAGAUAAAAUGGCAUUUUAACCCUCCAGCCGCCCCCAAUUUUGGCGGCCUAUGGGAGGCUGCGAUCAAAUCCGCAAAGAGUCUCUUGUAUCGAUCAAUCGGCACCUCUCUCUUAACUUUCGAAGAGUACAGCACGCUAUUUUCUAAGAUUGAGGCGGUAUUGAACAGCCGUCCCUUAUGUGCCGUCACCUCUAACCCAGAAGACGCUGUAGAUUACCUAAGCCCUGGACAUUUCUUAGUCGGCAGACCGUUAUUGCAACCUCCUGAAGCUCCCUUGGAGGACAACUUGAAUUGGACCUGUCGGUGGCAACUACUCUCCCAGCUGUAUCAGCGGUUCUGGAAGAGGUGGUCUACGGAGUAUCUCCAUACUCAACUCCAACGUCAGAAGUGGAAUAAGGAUCAACCAAACAUUCAACCUGGCGCCAUUGUCGCAUUGUAUGGCGCAGAAACUACCCCCCUUUCAUGGCCGUUAGGACGCGUACAAGAGGUACAUCCUGGAACCGAUGGAGUCGUCCGUGUGGCCACAGUGAAAACCUCGACCGGUUUAUAUACGCGUCCGGUAAACAAGCUCGUGAUUCUCCCAACCCAAUUCUCAAUGGAGAAUUGA